Drosophila arizonae is the source of this 1423-nucleotide messenger RNA. It is a transcript of the gene Drat, whose product is annotated as Death resistor Adh domain containing target. Gene Ontology annotation, molecular function: oxidoreductase activity. Lineage: Eukaryota; Metazoa; Arthropoda; Insecta; Diptera; Drosophilidae. The record is from RefSeq and is a predicted model, not a curated record.
UUUAUUAAAAAUAAAUAUAAACAUUACUAAGGCUAAGUUAAUAUAAUAAUAAAUAUGCCGGUCGACAUUUGCAGUCAGCAGCAGCAUACAAAUAUGAUAAGCUCCCUAAGCGGAACAACAGAUACCUCUUUGUCGCUUAACGCACUCUCCUUGACGUCUGCUCUACCGCCGACAGAUCCCGAUCAUCCACAUCACAACAUGAACAAAUUGUGUCGUCAAGUGUCAAUUGAAUCACCCGGACCGGGUGUUAAGAAUUGUGUUUUUAAUUUCUUUGUGCCCAUCGAGGAUACGCCAGCACAUGGCGCCCGCAUCAAGAUCGUCUGCGCCGGCGCCUGCUAUCGUCGCCGCGAUCGUGCCAACUCGAUAACCAGCGUAUCGUCUGUCUCGUCGGAGCUGAGCGAUUACUGUCCGUCGGUGACGUCGAUGUCAUCGCCGGCUCAUCAGGGCAUACGUGAGGGCUCAUUCUUUCCGGGCUUUGAGGUGGCGGGAGUGAUUGAGUCGCUGGGCUCCGAGAUCACAGAGGCCAAUAACUGUGGCCUGCGCAUUGGACAGCGUGUUAUUGUCUACCCAUUCGAUGAGACUCCUGCCGGCUAUGCAGAACUCCUGGUGGUGCCCGAUCUGAAGUACAUUGUCCCGAUACCGGAUAGUUUGCCCAUGGAGGAGGCAGCGAUGCUGCCGACAGGUGCAUUGCUGGCCAUGCACGCUGUAUUCAAAGCACAAGCCGUUGUCACGGAAAUCCUGAAUCAACGUGCCGAAACGGAUCCCAAUAAGAAGUGCAAGAUCUUGAUUGUUGGCACUGGUGGCUUGGCCCUGUGGGCAGUACGCAUUGCAACCUAUCAUUUCGCAUCAACUGGUGCACACAACGUGGACAUCACAGUAGCCAGUCUGAGGGACGAGGGUUUCCGUCUAGCUACAGAGAUCAAGAAUGUCAGCGUGGUGCAAUGGAACGAGUGUCUGUACGAGCCACAGCUGAUUGAGCGCACCAAGGAUGUGUGCGGCGGUCCUGUGGACGUGGUCAUUGAUUUUGGCACAACUUCCAGAAGUCUGCAUCGCUCCAUGCACUGCCUGUCCAAGGGCGGUGUUGUGCUCAUCAGCGAGGAGGUGGCUGAAAAGCUGUUACCAAAGUUCUCUAGAUUAUCGAAUGAGUAUCAGCAGGAGAUAAUACCAAUAUCGAAUGGCACCGUAGAGCAGCUUGCUGAGCUGGUGGAGCUUGUGGCUAGCAGAAAGAUCGAGCCGCCACCAUAUUCCGUAUUCCCAUGCGAGCAGGCCGCCGAGGUUAUACAGAAACUGAUCAAUUCCGAAAUACCCGGACGCGCCAUUCUACGCUUCCACGAUAUUGAAUAGAUCCUUAAAGUCUAUCAAAGCAUUAACUCAUCUUAACUUAAAUGAAUAUCUCUGUUAGUUUUACUCACAAACACACACA